AUGGGAUUAAUCUUAUCAUUAUUAUCAAACUUUGGCAUUGGAAAAGGAAAACAAUAUCGUAUAUUGAUGAUCGGUUUAGAUGCAGCUGGAAAGACAACACUAUUAUAUCGUUUAAAACUUGGUGAAGUCGUUACUACUAUACCUACUAUUGGUUUCAAUGUUGAAUCUGUAGAAUACAAAAAUGUAAACUUUACAGUAUGGGAUGUUGGAGGCCAAAACAAAAUUAGACCAUUGUGGAGACAUUAUUAUUCUGGAACAUCGGCUGUUAUAUUUGUCGUUGAUUCAGCUGAUAGAGAAAGAGUAGAAGAGGCAAAAGAAGAGUUGAUGAAUGCUAUCAACGAUGAUGAAUUGAGAGAUUCAGUGUUACUUAUUAUGGCCAAUAAGAUGGAUGAUCCAAAUGCACUAUCAGUGGCACAAUUAACCGAUCAAUUGGGAUUACAUAGUCUUAAAAGAAAAUGGUAUAUGCAACCAACAGUUGCUACUAGAGGUGAUGGUAUUUAUGAAGGUUUGGAUUGGUUAAAUAAUACUCUUAAAAAUCAACAAUCAAAAUAA
Molecule: messenger RNA, 552 nt
Organism: Cavenderia fasciculata
Lineage: Eukaryota; Evosea; Eumycetozoa; Acytosteliales; Cavenderiaceae
Product: ADP-ribosylation factor-like protein
Exons: 2
Coding region: 1-552 (183 amino acids)
Biological process (GO): intracellular protein transport; vesicle-mediated transport
Cellular component (GO): cytoplasm
Molecular function (GO): GTPase activity; GTP binding
Source: RefSeq, a predicted model, not a curated record